GUUUAAUAUACAGACAAAUACUGAUCACACGGAGCAUCGUCAGGUACAUAAAAACUACAAAUCCCAGUAUUUUCUGCGUGUAAGGUCGCCUGUUACGUCCUGAAAAAGAGGCAGUGGAAAAAGUCCAUGGAAAAAAAAAGAACCGCUUCCGUGUUGUUUUGGUUCUGGAAUUGUGAUGAAUAACAGCUGGGUGAGGUGAAAUAAGACUGACGAAUAGUCGACGAGAAGCCUAUAAUGGUCUUGUAAUAAAUAGUAUAGAAACACGUUAUCCGCAGAAAUGUCAUUGCAGCAGGGAUCGAAGAAGAAGGACAAGCGAGUUUUGUCAGGUACCUGCCCGGACCCCCAGUGCCAAGCGAGACUCUUCUUUCCAGCUCACGGCUCCGGCAGCAUCGAGUGCACCGAGUGUGGCCAGCGGCACGAGCAGAGAAACCUUCUGAAGGUGGAGGAAGUCACCGACCCGGACGUGGUGCUUCACAAUUUACUGAGGAAUGCGCUGCUGGGCGUCACGGGAGCCCCCAAGAAGGGGACGGAGCUAGUGAAAGUGAUGGGGCUCUCCAACUACCAUUGUAAGCUGCUGUCUCCCAUUCUUACACGGUAUGGCAUGGAUAAGCAGACAGGCAAAGCCAAACUGCUGAGGGAGAUGAACCAGGGAGAGAUGUUCGACUGUUCGCUGCUAGGCGACAGAGCUUUCCUUAUUGAGGAGGAACAUGUCUCUACUGUGGGCUAUGGCAAGGACCGUUCAGGCAGCCUUCUUUACUUACAUGACACUUUGGAGGAGGUGAAGAAAGCAAACUGUAAUAAAGAGUGCCUUAUUCCCGUUCACGUGGAUGGAGAUGGACAUUGUUUGGUCCACGCUGUGUCCCGGGCAUUGGUGGGCAGGGAGCUGUUCUGGCACGCUCUAAGGGAGAACCUGAAGCAGCAUUUCAAGGGAAACCUGGACCGGUACAAGGCUCUCUUUCAUGACUUUAUCGAUGCUGCUGAAUGGGAGGACAUCAUCAACGAGUGCGAUCCUUUGUUUACGCCACCGGAGGGCGUCCCCUUGGGGCUGCGUAACAUCCACAUAUUUGGCCUGGCUAACGUUCUGCACCGGCCCAUAAUCCUGCUGGACUCCCUGAGUGGCAUGCGGAGCUCUGGGGAUUACUCUGCCACCUUUCUCCCAGGCCUGGUCCCGGAGGAACAGUGCAAGGCCAAAGACGGCCAAUUCAACAAGCCCAUCUGCAUCGCCUGGAGCAGUUCGGGCCACAACCACUACAUCCCUCUGGUUGGCAUAAAGAAUGCGCCCCUGCCCCGACUGCCUGCCAGGCUGCUUCCCAAGGCCUGGGGUGUGCCUCAGGAGCUCAUCCGGAAGUACAUCACCCUGGAGCAGGACGGCAGCUGCAUCAUCGGCGGGGACCGUUGUUUGCAGGACAAGUACCUGAUGAGGUUGGUUGGUGCCAUGGAGGAGGUGUUCAUGGAGAAGCACAGCAUACACCCCUCACUGGUCGCCGAUGUGCACCAGUAUGUGUACAGGAGGACAGGAGUGAUCGGGGUGCAGCCGGAGGAGGUCACAGAGGCCGCCAAGCGAUCGGUCUUGGAGAACCGGCUGCAUCGCUGUCUGAUCUGCAACGCGCUCUCCGAGCUCCUCGUCCCUCCCGAGUGGCUUUCUCCCGGUGGGAAGCUGUACAACCUGGCAAAGACCACGCACGGACAGCUCCGACCCGACAAGAACUACAGCUUCCCACUCAACAACGUGGUGUGCUCCUAUGAUCCCGAGCGGGACGUCCUGGUCCCCGAUUACAAGCUGAGCACGCUCAGCACCUGCCACUGGUGCCACGGGACCGCUGUGCGUCACAUCCGAGGUGACGGCUCCGUUAAGUACCUGGAUGGGGACCGGACCAACACCCGCUCCCAAGGGGGCAAGUGUGGCUGCGGCUUCAAGCAUUACUGGGACGGUAAGGAGUAUGACAACCUUCCAGAAGCCUUCCCCAUCACUCUGGAGUGGGGAGGCCGUGUGGUGAGGGAGACGGUAUACUGGUUCCAGUUUGAAAGCGACUCGGCGCUGAACAGCAAUGUUUACGACGUGGCGAUGAAGCUGGUGACCAAGUAUUUCCCUGGGGAGUUUGGCAGUGAGGUGCUGGUGCAGAAGGUGGUGCACACCAUCUUGCAUCACACUGCCAAGAAGAACCCAGAUGAAUACAACCCAGUGACCAUCGACGGGGCACAUGCACAGCGGCUCACAGACGUGGCUGAGGGAGCAGCUGGGGUGGAGACUCAGCCACCUACCAAGAUCAUCCUGACAGGGCAGAAGGCGAAGACGCUACACAAGGAGGAGUUGACUAUGAGCCGAGCUGAGCGCAGCCUCCAGCAGAGCAUCGGGGAGCACGCCUCGGUGGCCCAGAAGAAGCGCACUGACCAGCUGAAGCAGGAACAGAGGGGGCAGGUCCGUCCUGCGUCCCCAGGCCCACCCCAGGAGGGGCCGGCUUCUGCCCCGGCCACGCCCACCAAAGCCACCUCCUCCCCCAAAUCGAGCAAGGAGAAGAAGAUCCGCGUGACCACCGACGACGGCCGGCAGGCCACGCUAACACUGAGGGCGGAGACCACCUUCUCAGAGCUUCAGAGGAGCAUCGCUGAGGAGUUUGCCGUGCCUCCAGCCCAGCAGUGCAUCCGCCACGGCUUCCCGCCAAAGGAGCUCCUCCCACCCAAGGAGGGCCAGGAGGAGGAGCCACUGCCCCUGCAGCAUGGGGACCGUGUGAGUGUGGAGACCCUGAAGGACCCCAGGGAGAAGAGCAGUCCAGCGCCCGCUGCCCCUGCGGCUGACGCUCAGGCUGUCGGCCGUGAGGAACCGGCAUCUUCCAGCAGGGUGACAUCACGAGAGCUGCAGGAGAACAUCGACCUUGAGAUGUCCUCCCUCUGUCUUCUGGCAACAUUGAUGGGAGAAGAUGUCUGGUCCUACGCCAAGAAGCUGCCUCACUUGUUUCAGCAGGGUGGCGUCUUCUACAACAUCAUGAAGAAGGACAUGGGCCUCGUCGACGGCAAGCACUGUACACUGCCUCAUCUCAGUGGCAAGACCUUCGUCUUCAAUGCAGCUGAGGAACGGCUGGAGCUGUGCGUUGACGCCGCCGGCCACUUCCCCGUGGGCCCUGACGUGGAGGAGCUGGUGAAGGAGGCGCUGGCACAGCUGCGCUCCGAGGCGGCGGCGAGGAGUCGCGAGGGGAGCCCCGCCCACAGUGCCUUGCGGCUGGGCAGUGGUGGUGUGGUGCGUAAGAAGGAACCGGUGCGGGGCGUCACUGCCUUCCAGGGCAAGGGUCACUCACUGGGAGGUUCCCUGCCAGAGCGCAAGCUGCUAGCCCGCAAGCACAGCGCUGGUGUGGAGCUGGGCACCGGCACACCCCCGCCCCUUCCCGAGGAUGCGGCCCGCGAGCUGGUCCGUACCGCGCCAGGCAUUGUCACCCUGCGCGAUGGCCGCCAUCUGGACCCCGGCACGGUGGAGGCACAGCGCCGGCGGCUGCAGGAGAUGGUCUCCUCCAUCCAGGCCUCCAUGGACCGACACAUGAGGGAGCAGGGCCGCGGGUCUGCCCCGCCCAGAGACCCCACCCCGAGUGUGCUCCGCCACGGCGACUCGGAGGAGGAGCGGACAGGGGGCGCCAAGACGGCUGCCCAGGGAGCUGCCCCCGGUGGCCUGGAGGCCUCCAGCAUGGAGGUGAGUGCGGCCGGUGCAGAGGGAGGCGCCAAGGAGGCGGUGGCAAAGGGCCCGGAGGAGCAGGAGGAGAUGGAGAGCCAGGAUGCUGAGCCAGGCAGCACAGCAGAGCCCAUGGAUCAUUCCUGACGGGGCAGCCCAGGAGGGGAGGCCCGCAUGCAGCGGGAACACCUGCCGUGCUCAGUCCAUGUGGGUAGCACGGCCAGCCUUGGGGCCGCAUCACAGCUUUGGGUUCAGCGCCCCCUGUCUUUACUGCAUGAUGUUGCAUUUGGUUCAUACUUCACACGAGUAUGCCUGCCUUAGUGCUGCGGCGGCAGUGCCGCUGACGGGCAGGCUGGCGAUCCCAGCGUGUGCUCUGCGCGUCCAUUCACAGCCCUCCACAGAUUCAAGCAGAGGUCCGAUUUAUCAGUGUGGACUAUGAGAACAGCGCCCCCUGGGGUCCAGCUUGCUCCGUGUGCCGCUAUCUGCUGCUGCAGUGAUACACGACGCCUGACCCUGAACAAACCCCAUUCCAGCUGAAAUUUUCUUAUUCCAUAAUCACUGUCACAGUACUACAGACGUUGCCCCGCUGCAGUUUUCAUCGCUAGCUUAAUCGCGGCUCAUUGCUGCCUCUUACUCUUUCGGCUAAUCGGCUUUGGUUUUUUACUCUCCUAAUUCAGCCUGUCUUACGUUUCCCUGUUAAAUUUGGAUGGACAGUGGAAUCAAAGCACACCUCUGUCGUCUUAUCCAUUAAAAUGAAGUUGCUGUGUGUGGUGCUGUGAUUCCUGUCUUAGCAGGGAAGGUCAAACACCAACAGUUUGUGUUUUCAGCACCUUUGGCGAAUUUCCCGCUUUAUAUACAAAUCAGCCAGUGGCACAGUCUGAGAAUUUUGAAUGGGACCUUUGGAUACCGUGUAGUGGCUGGAUUAGUCGAUAGAAAAUUUUUCAGUCUGGCUGUAAAUAUUUUUUACAGCCUAUCUCUUCUUUUAUUUCCUCAUCUCUCCAGCCACUCAUGCUAAGCCGUUUUUAACAAAGAAGUCGUAAAACAAGUCUUUUCUUAAGGUACUGAGACGCAGGGAGAUGAUCAGUCUGUGCUGGAUGGUGGAGGAGAUGCUGAUGUUUGUGUCCCUUCUGCUCUCAGAUCUGUGAAGACUGUUGGGUUGAAAACGUACAGAAUGUAGGAAUAUAUCUGCAGCCAAGUCCCCCCCCCCAACCAGUAGAUAGAUGCAAGUUGAGCCACUGUCUUCCGGGGGGGGUGGCGUGACACUGGGUCGAGCACACCAUUUCUCUGCACCCUCCACUCCCUGCCCUUAAAGCCCCCGCCUGCACAUUAUUGGCCCAUGCUAAGCAUGCAUGGGGGUUGGAGGACCUGCAGGGUGUUUCCCUCAUCUGCCGUGUUCUUUUAUUUUUUUCUUACAUUUGCUUUGCCGUUGGCUUUUCCCGUAGCCACUUUAUAAUUCAUCAUGCACUGAGAUGUUUUAGGAAUGAAGAGAAAGUCCAUGACGAAAUUCUCAUUACACCUACAUUUGAUAGGGAAUUGCAUAUACUGCGUUAAUGGCGGGGAAUGCAUUUGGUGUGAUCUAUUCAGUGCAUAGGCACAGUUUGAUGUUCUACACUCAGAAUUCAGUGCCACUCUCUGUAAAGAAAUAGAAAAAGCAUAGGAACCUUAAUUUGUGUCUUACGGCUCUCUAAACAAACUGGGAACCAGUUGUGAUAUUGGAUGUUUUAUCUUCAUUUCUGAACUUUCUUUUAAUUGACAGUGUUCUGGGUGGCAGAUGAGUGUAUCACCGUAUCCGGUGAUAAGACCGCAGGCUCCACAUCAUCACACUUUGGCCUCUUUCUCAGUCUUAACCGAUCUCUGAUUGUCAGGGAAACGUGGUUGUUUAUCUCAGCUGGCAAAUUGCGUUUGUUGUCACAUACAUUGAUACUAGUUAUUUUUCUUGCCAUGCAGAGAGUGACAGAUUAAUAAAUGGCGAGACUGACAUAGAACAGAACAAGCAGGGGAUUACUGUGGGUAAGGUCUCCAAAGAUAAACAAUGGAACACCUUUAAGGUGGGACGUUAGAAUGUUGUAUAAAUGGUCUGUGCUAGUAAUUAAAAUUGUUAUACUCUAAGAAUAUUGUAUAAUAUUGUCAGUCCAUACAGCAAUGUGUGACAUGGAAUGCUUAUGAACAUUGAACAACACUGGUUAAUUUCACAAACACAAGGUGUUUUUCUUUGACUGCUGUAUGAAUUCUAUGUAUUGUAAGCUGGUGUAUUAUAAUAGUAUAUAUUGUACUAUACAUUUAUCUGUACAGAAAGUUGUUUUCUUUUUAGUUAUUUUGUUUGCUAAUGAAAUAAAGUUAACGAGGCUCCGUUUUUGCUGUCUGCAUGCAUCACUUUUCAACCUCUGCAAUAAAGUAAUUCCUUAACACUA
Molecule: messenger RNA, 6069 nt
Organism: Brienomyrus brachyistius
Lineage: Eukaryota; Metazoa; Chordata; Actinopteri; Osteoglossiformes; Mormyridae
Gene: vcpip1
Product: valosin containing protein (p97)/p47 complex interacting protein 1
Exons: 3
Coding region: 278-3805 (1175 amino acids)
Biological process (GO): protein K11-linked deubiquitination; Golgi reassembly; endoplasmic reticulum membrane fusion
Molecular function (GO): cysteine-type deubiquitinase activity
Source: RefSeq, a predicted model, not a curated record